This is a messenger RNA of Aspergillus homomorphus CBS 101889, 801 nucleotides long. RefSeq lists its product as uncharacterized. The record is from RefSeq and is a predicted model, not a curated record. The transcript is spliced from 4 exons. Bases 1 to 801 code for a protein of 266 amino acids. Lineage: Eukaryota; Fungi; Ascomycota; Eurotiomycetes; Eurotiales; Aspergillaceae.
AUGGACGCCGUGGCGGAGCAGAUAAAGGCAAAGAUUAAGAAAGUGGAAACAGUAAACUCUGUCUUCUUCUAUGUAUACAUCCAGACCGACAACUUCGAAUCCCUGAAAAAGGUCAACCCCCAGAUCCUCCGCACGGCGAUCGAAGCUAUCAGCGCGGGUCUGCCGCGUAUCCCCGAGCCAUGGAGCAGCAAGAUCUUCUACUACAACCAGUACGACCUCCUGAUGGAGCUCUCGCAGCGCCAGAAGAAAUGGACCUUCUCGGAGUUCCGACCGGACGGCAUUGUGGGAUUCGCACCGGGUUCCAACGCGAUGAACAUGGCCCACGGCAUCGGGCACGGGUAUCACGCCUCCCACAGCGAUACCUUCCAGGACAUCCCGUCAAAGAUGAAAAUCUUCGCUGCGCUGAACCGGGAUCGGUGCGGCCAUGGCUCGAGCUUUAAUGCUGCGGAUGGCGAGGCGGUCAGCUGGGUGCAGGUGUGGCCGGGGCUUUGUGAGUAUUUUGGCCUGGUCGGGUGCGAGCCUGCGGAUGGUGAGCAGAAGGCUUCCAUGCAGGAGUUUGUAGAGGGUCAUAUGGACACGUGGAAGGCGUUGGUGGAACGCUAUGAGCUGAAGAAGGGCUCCGUGGAGGCGCAGAGUUGGGACCAUGUGCAUUUCAUGCUUGUGGACUUUGAUUUCGAUCGACAGUAUUCGCCUAGUAGAGCUCGGGCGGCGGGGUUCCAGGAUUCGAUUGACACCGUUGAGGGCUAUCGGGUGGUGUUUGAUAGGAUGGUCAGCGCGAGGCUUAUUCCUUCGUUCCGAUAG